CGCCAUCUACCACUCUACAAGAACCCAUUCCCUCCCUCACCGUCUCUACUCUUCCUUUUGUAUAAACCUAAAAUACCCUUCUCUUUCUCUCUCUAAAAGCCUCCUCCUUUCUCUGACUAUAACACAUUUUCUCUCUGUACUUUCUCUCUGCUUUCUCAUCUCAGCGUUGAGAAAACCAGUGUUCCUUUCUGUUCAUUCAAGCUGGCGAUCGAGAAUCAAGACACCACGGUCAGAGAAAUCAAGCCCAAGAGCAGGAGAAUCAUGGGUGCUGGAGGUCCUGACGAGGAGGACAACAGGUGGCCGCCAUGGCUGAAGCCUCUACUGAAAGAGAACUUCUUUGUUCAAUGCAAGCUCCAUGCCGAUUCCCACAAGUCUGAAUGCAAUAUGUACUGCUUGGAUUGCGUGAACAGCCCUCUCUGCUCUCUCUGCCUCUCUAACCACAAGGACCACCGUGCUAUUCAGAUAAGGAGGUCGUCUUAUCAUGAUGUGAUAAGGGUUAACGAAAUUCAGAAGCAUCUGGACAUCAGUGGAGUCCAAACCUACAUUAUCAACAGCGCCAGAGUUGUGUUUCUGAACGAGAGGCCUCAGCCUAGGCCCGGCAAAGGAGUCACAAAUACCUGUGAAGUCUGUGAACGCAGCCUCCUCGAUUCCUUCAGAUUUUGCUCUCUUGGUUGCAAGAUUGUGGGGACGUCAUCCAGUAAUCCCCAGAAGAAGAAGAACAAGUACUCCAAGGCAAUGGCGGGUUCCGAUUCAGAUGACUCGUACAGCAGCAGCAGCCACGGAAUUGCAAGGUUCAAAAGCAAUAGCCACCACGGCAACAACAAAGUUCAGAGCUUCACUCCAUCAACGCCGCCCCCAACUUCUGCUAAUUACAGAGCGGCCAAGAGACGGAAGGGCAUUCCCCACAGAGCCCCCAUGGGUGGACUAAUCAUAGAAUACUGAGACUCUCUCUAGCCCUUGUACUUUUAGUUUAUUACCUUUAUACCUCACUUAUACCGCGAGUUUGUCACAAACGCCCCUCCAAUAGCUUGAGCCUCUUUCUCAAAGAGCCUUGUUUUUGGAGAAAAUUAGAAAAACGCCCACUUCGCUUUCUGGUAUUGUACAAAGAAGCCAUAUGGGAACAAGUGCAAGUGUUGGAAAAGUAGACAAUAAGACAGCAACAAAAGUGGACGACUGGGGAAGAAACUGUGGAGGGUUCUAGAAAUAUAAGAUUAUACAUAAAGUUUUGGGGGUGAAAUUGUAAAUAGAGGGUUGUUUGGGUGGGCUAUUUAGAGUUUUAGAGGUAGGGAAAAAGUCAAUGUACUCCUUUGGGAGGAGGUGGGGGGAUGUCUAUAUGUGGAAAGUGAAAUAAUAGAUUUUGUAUUUUGUAUUUUUA
Molecule: messenger RNA, 1375 nt
Organism: Malus domestica (apple)
Lineage: Eukaryota; Viridiplantae; Streptophyta; Magnoliopsida; Rosales; Rosaceae
Product: protein RGF1 INDUCIBLE TRANSCRIPTION FACTOR 1-like
Source: RefSeq, a predicted model, not a curated record